GGGGCGUGGCUUAUAAAGUGGGGCGUUGUUCCGCACAGCGCGCAUUAACGGUAGAUGAGAAGACAGAAUCGUAAGCUCCUCCGCCUGUAACCACCAAAAAUGAGGGAAAUCGUACAUCUUCAAGCUGGCCAGUGUGGCAACCAGAUUGGUGCCAAGUUCUGGGAGGUUAUCAGUGAUGAACAUGGUAUCGACCCCACUGGGACCUACCAUGGCGACAGUGACCUGCAACUGGACAGGAUCAACGUUUACUACAAUGAAGCCUCAGGAGGGAAAUAUGUCCCCCGUGCUGUGCUUGUGGACCUUGAGCCCGGUACCAUGGACUCUGUGAGAUCCGGACCUUUUGGUCAAGUUUUCCGACCUGACAACUUUGUCUUUGGUCAGAGUGGUGCUGGAAAUAAUUGGGCAAAGGGGCACUACACCGAGGGCGCAGAGCUGGUUGACUCUGUCCUUGACGUGGUUAGGAAGGAGGCAGAAAGCUGCGACUGCCUACAAGGCUUCCAGCUGACCCAUUCUCUUGGUGGGGGUACAGGUUCAGGUAUGGGCACCCUCCUGAUCAGCAAGAUCCGGGAGGAAUACCCCGAUCGCAUAAUGAACACGUUCAGUGUAGUGCCUUCUCCUAAAGUGUCCGACACUGUAGUCGAGCCCUACAACGCCACACUGUCGGUCCACCAGCUGGUCGAAAACACAGAUGAGACCUACUGUAUCGACAACGAGGCCCUCUACGACAUCUGUUUCCGCACCCUCAAGCUCACAACGCCUUCCUACGGUGACCUCAACCACCUGGUGUCUGCUACUAUGAGUGGCGUCACCACCUGCCUGAGGUUCCCAGGUCAGCUCAACGCAGAUCUGCGCAAGCUGGCUGUGAACAUGGUUCCAUUUCCCCGCUUGCACUUCUUCAUGCCAGGCUUUGCUCCCCUCACAAGCAGAGGCAGCCAGCAGUACAGAUCGCUCACAGUGCCAGAGCUCACUCAGCAGAUGUUCGACGCCAAAAACAUGAUGGCCGCAUGCGAUCCACGCCACGGGCGCUACCUAACGGUGGCUGCCAUCUUCCGCGGUCGCAUGUCCAUGAAGGAGGUAGACGAGCAGAUGCUCAACGUGCAGAACAAAAACAGCAGCUACUUCGUUGAGUGGAUCCCCAACAAUGUCAAGACAGCCGUCUGUGACAUUCCCCCCAGAGGCCUCAAGAUGGCUGCCACCUUCAUCGGCAACAGCACGGCAAUCCAAGAGCUGUUCAAGCGCAUCUCCGAGCAAUUCACAGCCAUGUUCAGGCGCAAGGCUUUCCUCCAUUGGUACACCGGAGAGGGUAUGGAUGAGAUGGAGUUCACAGAGGCGGAGAGCAACAUGAACGACCUGGUGUCAGAAUACCAGCAGUACCAGGAGGCCACAGCUGAUGAGGAGGGAGAGUUUGAGGAGGAGGGCGAGGAAGAGCUUCAAUAGAGUUGCUUUGUUUUUCCAAAUUUGAGCAUUUGCCUUUCGUUCCAGAGGAAAAAUAUUUCCAAGUUGGUUGCAGAGAAAAUCUUUGCAAGAUUGUGUCAGAACAUUUUUUUCCCAAGUUCAAGAAAAUUGUCUGCAGAUCUUCACGUGUAAUUUAAAAAUGAUCUUCCUGCUUGAUGCAUGUUAAAGUUCAGAACACCUGGAAAAUAUUUACACAGUUAAAGCCACUGUAAACCUGAGUCUUUCAGUGUUUCAAAUUAAAGUGUAACAACAUCCAAA
This is a messenger RNA of Oryzias latipes (Japanese medaka), 1713 nucleotides long. Its product is annotated as tubulin beta-1 chain. Lineage: Eukaryota; Metazoa; Chordata; Actinopteri; Beloniformes; Adrianichthyidae. The record is from RefSeq and is a predicted model, not a curated record. Gene Ontology annotation, cellular component: microtubule. Gene Ontology annotation, molecular function: structural constituent of cytoskeleton; GTPase activity; GTP binding. Gene Ontology annotation, biological process: microtubule-based process.